Struthio camelus australis is the source of this 4732-nucleotide messenger RNA. The record is from RefSeq and is a predicted model, not a curated record. Lineage: Eukaryota; Metazoa; Chordata; Aves; Struthioniformes; Struthionidae.
GUUGUGUCCUGUCGGUUGGAGCACAGUGCCUUGGGCCUUCCAAGUUGGCAUCUUCUGAAGAAAGAACGUAAGGGGUGGUGCAAUAAUUACAAGAAUUGGAGAACGGAGGUAUGACAACCUUUCCAAACUGUUGCCGGUGAAGCACCCUUAAGCAUGGAGAACUUUAUUUUGUAUGAAGAGAUAGGAAGAGGAAACAAGACAGUUGUUUAUAAAGGAAGAAGAAAAGGAACAAUUAAUUUUGUUGCCAUUCUUUGCACUGAUAAAUGCAAAAGAGCUGAAAUAACAAACUGGGUUCGUCUAACUCAUGAAAUCAGACAUAAGAAUAUAGUGACAUUUCAUGAAUGGUAUGAAACAAGCAACCAUCUCUGGCUUGUAGUGGAAUUAUGCACAGGUGGUUCUCUGGAAUCGGUUAUUGCUCAAGACGAACAUCUACCUGAAGAUGUAGUGAGAGAAUUUGGUGUUGAUUUAAUUACUGGUUUACACCAUAUUCAUAAUCUUGGAAUUAUCUUUUGUGAACUGACGCCAGGAAAGAUCCUGCUGGAAGGGCCUGGCACCCUGAAAUUUAGUAAUUUUUGCUUGGCUAAGGCAGACGGUGAGAACUUGGAAGAAUUUUUUGCUUUAGUUGGAUCUGAGGAAGGAGGGGGAGAUAUCAGUGAAAGCACUCCACAAAGAUACCUGAAAAAUAGAUUCCAAGGCUCUCCAUUAUACACAGCUCCAGAAGCAAUAAGGGGAGAAGACUUCUCCAAAUCCAGUGAUCUGUGGUCCUUGGGCUGUUUACUUUACGAAAUGUUCUCAGGAAGACCACCGUUCUUCUCGGACAGCUUUGCUGAAUUAAUUGAAAAGAUUUUAUAUGAAGAUCCGUUGCCACCUAGACCAAAGGGUUCUGCUUUUCAGAAACCUUCUGCAGAGUUCAUUAGUUUGCUUGAUGGCUUGCUUCAAAAGGAUCCCCAGAAAAGGCUGAACUGGACAGACCUAUUGCAGCAUCCAUUCUGGAAAGGCUCCCUUAGCUGUUGCGAUAGUGAUUCUGCACACAGUCAGAACAUAAGCUCAAGUAGUGAAGACGCGGAGUCAUAUGUACCUUGGGAUGUCAAGGAGACAGUAGAUACUCAUACAGAUCUAGAUAACCUGUCAUCCUCAAGAACAGAUAAUAAGCUGCCUAGCAGUUCUUUCAAAAUAGUAGAAAAUCUGACAGAACUGCGGCCGAAAAGUGCAGCUGAUGGUGAAUCAAAUGAAUCCCUAUUUCUCCUCAGUUCUCGUCCCACUCCUAGAACUAGCACUGCAGUAGAAAUAAGUGACGCUACUAUUGCCCCAAUCCAAAAUUCUCCCCAAAGAGAGUCAUACUUGACAAAGGCUAAAAAUACGUGCUCAAGUCAGCAGGAUAUGGAGUCAACACUGAAAGAGCUCAUUUACACUGAAUCUGAUCUUAUCAUAACACCGAUCAUUGACAAUCCAAAGAUAAUGAAGCCAAUGCCAGUUAGGUGUGACUUGAAAACUUUGCAUAUACCAGCACAUUCAGCUGAGAAAUUAUUAUCUAUGAAAGACAUGGACUGGAAUGACUUCUUACAACAAUUGUGUUCACUGCUUGAUUCCACUGAGAAGAAUACAGCAGCAGCACGUUCUAAACUGAAUUUACUGUAUUACUUGUGCACUGUGGCUGUCCAUAAGGAAGUUGCAGGCAGGCUAAUGAGCUCUCAGCUGUUUCCAGUAUUAAUACAGCAGCUGCGUGCAGCCGCCAACUGGGAUAUACGUGCCAAAGUUGCUCGAGUGAUUGGUUUGCUGGCAUUACACACACCUGAACUUGGAGAAAAAGUUCCUGUUUCUGAGGCAAUCAUAACUUUAACUGAACUGAUCAGAGAGAACUUCAGGAAUAGCAAAUUGAAACAAUGCCUUUUACCAACACUUGGGGAGCUUCUUUACCUCAUAGCCAAUCAGGAGGAAAAAAAAGAGCACCCUAGAGAAUGCUGGGUUGUUCCCUUGGCUGCUUACACUGUGCUAAUGAGGUGUCUUCGGGAAGGGGAGGAGCGCGUUGUGAACCAUUUGGCAGCAAAAAUCAUCGAAAAUGUUUGCACUACUCUCUCUUGCCAUGCACAAGGAUUUGUUACAGCAGAAAUUGGACCUGUGUUGUGGUACCUUUUCACACAUUCUACAGUAGAUUCCCUGAAGAUAACUGCUGUUUCGGCUUUAUGCAGAAUUACUCGUUACUCACCCAGUGCUUUCCAGAGUGUCAUUGAAAAAGUGGGAUUAACAGCUGUACUAAACUCCCUGGCAACUGGAAUAUGCAGAAUUCAGCAGUACAUGCUCACCAUGUUUUCUGCUAUGUUGUCCUGUGGGAUUCAUCUUCAGAGACUGAUUCAAGAAAAGGAUUUUGUGACUACAGUUAUUCGUUUAUUUGAAAGUCCAUCGGCUUUCAUUCGAGCAAAAGCCUUUCUGGUCCUGUUGCAAGUUUUAAUUAAUAACAGGGAGAUGUUGCUACUCAGUUGUCAAGCAAGACUCGUGAUGUAUAUUGAAAGAGACAGCAGAAAGGCCACACCAGGAAAAGAGCAGCAAAGCGGCAAUGAAUACCUGUCAAAAUGCCUGGAUCUUCUCAUCUGUCACAUUGUACAGGAACUGCCAGGAAUUCUAGGUGACAUUCUCACUGCCCUAACUAAUGUCUCUGGACGUAAACACCCAUCAACAGUUCAGGCAAAACAGCUGAAGAUGUGCCUUCCCAUGAUGCCUGUAGUGCUUCAUCUUGUGACAUCUCAGGUAUUUCGUACCCAGAUAGUAACGGAGGAGUUUCUUUUCAACUAUGGGACCUUACUUAAUUUUAUCAAAUCAAUAGAUUCAGGAGAAACAAACUUGGAUGGAGCAAUAGGGCAAGCUGCAUCAGAAGAAUUGAUUAAGACUACUUUAUCAGCAUUUGAAGCAGUAACACAGCAUCCUGUCUUGUUGACAAUCCAUCGCUUUACAGUUGAAGAUUGUAUCCUCCCUCCAUUAGUUUCCUUGGUCCGCAGUCAAAAUGUGGAAUGGAGACUCUUCAGCUUGCGGUUGCUCUCAGAAACCACAUCACUGCUUGUAAGCCACGAGGUCAUGGCUGAGGAGAAAGAGGAGAGCCUCAACUCAAACAGCAAGCUUCUGUCUCUCAUUAGAGACUCAUUGCUGCCUCAGUAUGAGCACAUUCUUAUGGCUCCUGAUCCAGUACCAGCGUAUGCUCUGAAACUGUUAGUGGCCCUGACGGAACAGAGCCCUGCAUCUGUCAGCUUUAUUGAAGAAAACCACCUUGUUGCUGUUCUUUUCCAAGUCAUCUUGGAACACCAAGACAGUAUACUAGGUAGCACGAUGCAAAGUGUAAUCGCCUUACUGAGUAAUUUGGUUGCUAACAAAAGCACAAACAUGAUGUUACUCUAUAAAGAAGGACUGGCUCAUCACAUCUGUAAUCUCCUAAUAGAAACUGUGGCUCUGUAUUUGGAGGCAGAUGAUAAAAGCAUCACUAAGACAGCAAAUGCAAUGCUUCUGUCCUUGCUUGAUAUUUUGCACUGCAUGCUGAUGUAUACAGCAAACAUUGUACGCCUGGCUUUACAGGCACAGAAAUCUGGCACAGGAGGGGACACGCAGGCUGCUGAAGACCUUCUGCUUAUCAAUAAACCCCUGACAGACCUAAUUAGCCUGCUUAUUCAACUGCUUCCCAGUGAAGAUAUUGAAAUAUUCCAGAAUGCAUCACAGUGCUUAUCAUUACUGGUUCAGUUGUAUGGAGGGAGCAGUCAGGAGAGCAUGUCUCCAGAAAACAUGGACAGCUUUGCUGAAGUAUUGAAGUCCAAAAAAGAUUCAAGACAACUGAAGCUGUUGUUGAGAAUUAUAAAGAGACUGAUAACUUCAAACGCAAAGCACUGGGAGAGCCUGAAGAGUGAUGGCGAUGCUCUUAUCCAGGCUCUGGAGGGACUGGCCCAAACUGCCAGCUCCCAUGCGGAUGUUGCUGUUGCUGCCUUGGCAUUUGAAAUUCUGAAAACAGCAGGACGCAAAAAUACCAAGACUACCCAGUGAGCCAUUUUUUUGAGCAGGCUGAUGAAAUGCACAAGUGCUGGAGCUGCUCAGCACUUCUGGCCUGAACCUCUUCAAAUGAGCUGGGCAGACCUAAUGAAUUUAGGCAGCUAGCUGAGUUUUAGCUGUGGAUGAGCAUAUGCAUGAUUGAGGGAGAGAAAGGACUUAGGGAGAGAAACUUUUCUGUUUGUUUUUUUUGUUUUUGUUUUGGUCAGGGUGAAUCCCUGUGCUUGUACUUUUGACACUAUGAUGUGCUAUAGUUCAAGUAUUUGACAUUGAACAUUUGGAAAGCGUAAAUUAAAUAAAUAGUAUAGUUCUUUCACAAGAUGAGCAGAAUGUGUUUAUUUUGAGCUGUUAGGACUCUAAAUUAGGUGACUGUCAUAGCAGUUCAUGUUAAGGGGUCAUCUCAUUCAUGCCUAGGGCUAGCUCUAGAUAAUACCUUUUAACCAAAAAAUACAACUUACUUCAUCUCACACAACCAGAAUCAACCCUGUGAUCACAUAAAGGCUAAGUAUUGGUGUAUGAGUCAUGUAAGCAUGCUAGAGCAGUUUUUUUCUUUCUUUUUUUUAAACUUACUUAAUAUAAUAGGCUCUUUUGCAAGGACAUCUGUACCAUUGAUGCCUAGCACUGUGCAGCUUAAAGCUGCUUUGGUGAAGUAGUGUUGUUCUCAGCUGACAACCUGCCUGGCUAUAUCCCCUCUUGGAAAACAGGUGAG